GGACGAGCCACGAAAAAAACUACUAAGAGUUCCUGGACUUCAGAUCUAGCUGGCAAGCUCCUUAAAACAUGCACUCAUAUAAGACGACCGAAAAGGUGUCACGGGAGCGGCAGGACCUGCUAAGAGGCGGGAGAGUGUGGCACAGACGCGGAGCGCCCCAGGCCGGGGAUGAGAAGGACUUCGGCCAGGAUUUCGGUGCAGCCAGAGAGCUCCGGUGACGUCUCCAUACCCCGGGCAAGAGUUUUCCUGGCCGGGCGCUCCCGGAAUUUCGGAUCUUAAUCUGGACUUGCCUCAUCGGGGCUGGUCGCAUUUCGGGCGCCAGCAGCCCGGGUUCGCUCGCCGGCUCAGCGCGCCGGGGUCCCACGUGCGGGUGAGCCUCCGCGGGGCCGUCGGGCCCCGGGUCUCCGCCAUGGACGCGGCGGCCGAGCUGCUCUUCUACGUGAACGGCCGCCAGAGGAGCCCCUCAAAACUGUACAAGUUCUAGGCCAGGUAAACCUUUCUUUGCCCCUGUUGCCUGGGUUCCACACCGAGUAAGAUUCACUUGUUUCCCCAUCUGCAAUGGAGGCUGUGAGGAUUCCCGCACAGGACUGCUUGCUAUGAAAGUGAGGUAAUAGAAAAAAAUGUUGAUCCUGAAACAAUGCUGUUACCAUACCUGAGGAAGAAACUCCGGCUCACAGGAACUAAGUAUGGCUGUGGAAGUGGAGGCUGUGGUGCCUGCACGGUGAUGGUAUCACGAUAUAACCCCAUUACCAAGAAGAUAAGACAUUACCCAGCCAAUGCCUGUCUGACUCCCAUCUGUUCCCUGUAUGGCGCUGCAGUCACCACAGUAGAAGGUAUAGGAAGCACCAAGGCCAGGAUUCAUCCUGUUCAGGAGAGGAUUGCCAAGUGUCAUGGCACACAGUGUGGGUUCUGCACCCCUGGGAUGGUGAUGUCCAUCUACACGCUGCUGAGGAACCAUCUGGAGCCCUCUCUGGAUCAGUUAACCGAUGCCCUUGGUGGUAACCUGUGCCGUUGCACUGGAUACAGGCCCAUCAUAGAUACCUGCAAGACUUUCUGCACAACUUCUGGCUGCUGUCAAAGUAAAGAAAAUGGGAUUUGUUGUUUGGAUCAAGGAAUAAAUGAAUUACCAGAAUUUGAGGAAGGAAAUAAGACAAGCACAAAACUCUUCUCAGAAGAGGAGUUUCUGCCACUGGAUCCAACUCAGGAAUUGAUCUUUCCUCCAGAGCUCAUGAUAAUGGCUGAGAAACAACCACAAAGGACCAGGAUUUUUGGUGGUGAGAGAAUGACAUGGAUUUCUCCAGUGACACUGAAGGAACUGAUAGAAGCUAAAGCCAAGUAUCCUCAGGCCCCUGUUGUCAUGGGGAACACUUCUGUGGGGCCUGAAAUGAAAUUUAAAGGCAUCUUUUACCCAGUCAUAAUUUCUCCUGAUGGAAUUGUAGAUCUAACUGUUAUGAACUAUGCCUCUAAUGAGCUGACCUUAGGUGCUGGUCUCAGCCUGGCUCAAGUGAAGGACAUCCUGGCUGACCUGAUCCUGAAGCUCCCAGAGGAGAAGACACAGAUGUACCAGGCUCUCUUGAAGCAUCUGAGAACUCUAGCUGGAUCCCAGAUCAGGAACAUGGCUUCUUUAGGAGGCCACAUUGUGAGCAGGCAUCUGGAUUCAGAUCUAAAUCCCCUCCUGGUUGUGGGCAACUGUACCCUCAACUUGCUCUCAAAAGAAGGCAAACGACAGAUUCCUUUAAAUGAGCAGUUUCUCAGAAAGUGCCCCACUGCAGAUCUAAAACCUGAAGAAAUCUUGGUCUCAGUGAACAUCCCCUGCUCAAAGAAGUGGGAAUUUGUGUCAGCCUUCCGACAAGCCCAGCGGCCACAGAAUGCACUUGCAAUAGUCAAUUCCGGAAUGAGAGUCUUGUUUGGAGAAGGGGAUGGCAUCAUUAGAGAGUUAUCCAUCUCGUAUGGAGGUGUUGGUCCAACCACCAUCUGUGCAAAGAAUUCCUGCCAGAAACUCACUGGAAGGCCCUGGAAUGAAGAGAUGCUGGAUGCGGCUUGCCGGUUGGUUUUGGAUGAAGUCUCUCUCCCAGGCUCGGCUACUGGAGGGAAGGUGGAGUUCAAGAGGACUCUCAUCAUCAGCUUCCUCUUCAAGUUCUACCUGGAAGUGUCACAGAUUUUGAAGAAGAUGGACCCUGUGCAUUAUCCUGGCCCUGCAGACAAGUAUGAGAGUGCUUUAGAAGAUCUUCAUUCCAGACAUCACUGGAGUACAUUAAAGUACCAGAAUGUAGAUGCAAAGCAGCCUCCUCAAGACCCAAUUGGCCAUCCCAUCAUGCAUCUGUCUGGUAUUAAGCAUGCCACGGGUGAAGCCAUCUACUGUGAUGACAUUCCUGCUGUGGACCCAGAACUUUUCUUGACUUUUGUAACAAGUUCAAGAGCUCAUGCUAAGAUUGUGUCUAUUGAUCUAUCUGAAGCUCUCAGCCUGCCAGGUGUGGUAGACAUUGUAACUGAGGAACAUCUUCAGGGUGUAAACUCCUUCUGCCUUCUAACCAAACCUGAGAAACUUCUGGGGACAGAAGAGGUAUUUUGUGUGGGUCAGCUUGUCUGUGCCGUGAUUGCAGAUUCCGAGGUCCAGGCAAAGCAAGCUGCCAAGAGAGUGAAGAUCGUCUAUCAAGAUUUGGAGCCGCUAAUCCUAACAAUUGAGGAAGCAAUACAACACAACUCCUUCUUCGAUCAAGAAAAGAAACUGGAAUAUGGAAAUGUUGAUGAAGCAUUUAAAGUGGUUGACCAAAUUCUUGAAGGUGAGAUACAUAUUGGCGGUCAAGAACAUUUUUAUAUGGAAACCCAAAGCAUCCUUGCUGUUCCCAAAGGAGAGGAUCAAGAGAUGGAUAUCUAUGUUUCCACACAGUUUCCCAAAUAUACACAGGACAUAGUUGCUUCAACCUUGAAGCUCCCAGCUAACAAGGUCAUGUGUCAUGUCAAGCGUGUUGGUGGGGCAUUCGGGGGGAAGUCAAUCAAAACCGGGAUCCUGGCAGCCAUCACGGCAUUUGCCGCAAACAAACACAGUCGAGCAGUCCGCUGCAUUCUGGAACGAGGAGAAGACAUGUUAAUAACUGGAGGCCGCCACCCUUACCUAGGAAAGUACAGAGCUGGAUUCAUGAAUGAUGGCAGAAUCCUGGCCCUGGAUGUGGAGCAUUAUAGCAAUGGAGGGGCCUCCCUGGAUGAGUCAUUACUUGUGAUAGAAAUGGGACUUCUGAAAAUGGAAAAUGCUUACAAGUUUCCCAACCUGCGUUGCCGGGGCUUGGUGUGCAGAACCAACCUUCCACCCAACACGGCUUUGCGCGGGUUCGGCUUCCCUCAAGCAGGGUUCAUCACUGAAUUCUGUAUCACAGAAGUUGCAGCCAAAUGUGGUUUGUCCCCUGAGAAGGUCCGAAGCAUAAACAUGUACAAGGAAAUCGAUCAAACACCCUACAAACAAGAGAUUAAUGCCAAGAAUCUGAUUCUGUGCUGGAAAGAAUGUAUGGCUACGUCUUCCUAUUCCCUGCGGGAAGUGGCCGUGGAAAAAUUCAACUCGGAGAAUUACUGGAAGAAGAAAGGGCUGGCCAUGGUCCCCCUGAAGUUCCCUGUCGGCCUUGGCUCCGUCCCUAUGGGUCAGGCUGCUGCCCUGGUUCACAUUUAUUUAGAUGGGUCUGUGCUGGUGACUCAUGGUGGAAUUGAAAUGGGGCAAGGGGUCCACACUAAAAUGCUUCAGGUGGCCAGUCGUGAAUUAAGGAUGCCAAUAUCUAAAGUUCACCUGCGUGGAACAAGCACGGAGACUGUCCCCAAUACGAGUAUCUCUGGAGCUUCCUUGGUGGCAGAUCUCAAUGGCUUGGCAAUAAAGGAUGCUUGUCAAACUCUUCUAAAACGCCUUGAACCCAUCAUCAGCAAGAAUCCUGGAGGCACUUGGAAGGAAUGGGCGCAGGCUGCUUACGAUGAAAGCAUCAGUCUUUCAGCUACUGGCUACUUCAGAGGUUACGAGUCGAAUAUGAACUGGGAGACAGGGGAAGGCUGUCCUUUCAAAUACUUUGUUUAUGGAGCUGCCUGUACCGAGGUUGAAAUAGACUGCCUGACAGGUGCUCAUAAGACUAUCAGAACAGACAUUAUCAUGGAUGCUGGCUGCAGUAUAAAUCCAGCCCUUGACAUCGGCCAGAUUGAAGGAGCAUUUGUUCAAGGCAUGGGACUUUAUACAAUAGAGGAGCUGAAUUAUUCUCCUCAGGGUGUCCUAUACACUCGUGGUCCAAAUCAAUAUAAAAUCCCUACCAUCUGUGACAUCCCCACAGAGCUGCACAUUUCUUUGUUGCCUCCAUCUCAAAACUCAAAUACCCUGUAUUCAUCCAAGGGUCUAGGAGAGUCUGCAUUAUUCCUGGGGUGUUCAGUGCUUUUUGCCAUCCGUGACGCUGUGAAUGCAGCUCGACGGGAGAGAGGCCUGGUGGGACAGUGGAAGCUCAGUAGUCCCCUCACCCCAGAGAAGAUUAGAAUGGCGUGUGAAGAUAAGUUCACAAAAAUGGACAGACUGGUCAGGAAUAAGAAGUUCAGGAACUGUGCCCUGAAGCUAAGACAUGAGGCCAAGGACAUGGGCCACUCCAACAGUCUAUCUCACUCUACGCCAACCAGGCCCUGGGAAAGUGUGUGCAAUUCCUGAUUUGAACCACAGAGUGGGAAGGCCGUUUCUUGCCCAGCCCACAAUCUCCACUGCAUCAACACCCAUGCUGAGCAAACACCUCAGCCUUCCUUGGCCAUUUCCAGUGAUGGGAUUUUUUCACUGAGAGAGGAAGUCAUGCUGUUCACAGCGACCUCUCUAACUAUAAACAAGUUAUUCCUUAUAUUGAGGGGAGAGCCCCCUCCUAGGCCUCCUCUCAGGCUGGCUCUUUGUGGCACCCAUUCUAGCUUUUCCUAAGCCCCAUGUACCACCCCCUCACUCUGGAGAAACACAGAGACUGACUCCACUUUCUCUCUGUCCCUCUUCAAGUGUGAAGUGAUGGCUCUCCUAGUGGCGCUUCCCCAGCCGUUAGUACCCUCCUGGAUUCCUCCACAUUUCUCAUGCUAUCCUUCCAAGACCUCUCAGUAUCCUGGUUUCCCUCUGGGUAGUUUUAACCCUAUUUUAUAUUUUGCUAUUUUCACCUAUCUUGAACAUUUUCCAAGUUGC
Manis javanica (Malayan pangolin) is the source of this 5167-nucleotide messenger RNA. The record is from RefSeq and is a predicted model, not a curated record. NCBI's taxonomy places the organism in Eukaryota, Metazoa, Chordata, Mammalia, Pholidota, Manidae.